AUGCUAAAGUUUCAAGUGUUUCUACUACUAAGCUGUCUCUACAGCCUUGUAGCUUCCAAAACUCAUACUUUUGAUUGGGAAAUCGGAUAUGUAAAUGCUAACCCUGAUGGCAUGCAUGAACGAAGAAUGAUUGGUAUCAAUAACCAGUGGCCAAAUCCUACAAUCAAAGUGAAACAGCAUGAUAGGGUAAUACUUAAUCUUCGCAAUAGAUUACCUGAUAGGAAUGCGUCCUUGCAUUUCCAUGGUUUAAUGCAAAGGGGUUUCAAUGGAGAAGAUGGACCGGAAAUGGUUACCCAAUGUCCAAUUGGACCUGGAUCGACAAUUACGUAUGAUUUUAAUGUAGGCGAACAAACUGGAACUUAUUGGUACCAUUCACAUAGUGGAACUCAAUAUGGUGAUGGGUUAAGAGGAAUGAUUAUUAUUGAGUAUGCCGAUAAGAUUGAUGAGCCUUAUUCGUAUGAUGAAGAUGUGCCACUUAGUGUUAACGAUCAUUAUCAUUUAGAGUCGCCUGAAAUUAUCAAGCAAUUUUUAUCUAGAUUUAACCCUACUGGUGCUGAGCCAAUACCACAGAAUAGUUUAUUUAACGAAACUAAAAAUGCAACUUGGCAUGUCAAGCCAGACACUACUUACUUGUUAAGAAUUGUCAAUAUGGGUUUGUUUGUAUCGCAAUAUUUGCAUAUAGAAGAUCAUAAGUUUGUCAUUGUUGAGAUUGAUGGAGUGGCAGUUGAACCAUAUGAAGUGGACUCAAUUUAUAUAACUGUUGGACAAAGAUAUGUGGUUCUUGUCAAGACAAAAUCACACAGUGAUCAAAAUUAUCGGUUCAUCAAUGCAUUAGAUGCGGAAAUGUUGGACUUCGUGCCGGCAGAGUUACAAUUGGUGUCAACAAAUUACAUGGUUUAUGAUGAAGCAGCGGAAAAACCAAAACAUUUUCCUUAUUACAAUUUUGAAGAGUUUACUGAUUCCCUCGAGGGAUUCAAUGAUUUUGAUUUGAAGCCAUUAAGUGGGGAGAAAUUACUACCAGACCCUGAUAUCACCAUCCAAGUUAAUUUUUCAAUGGAAGUUUUGGGAGAUGGUGUUACUUACGCUUUAUUUAAUGACAAGAGUUAUGUACCACCAAAAGUACCUAUCUUGUAUACUGUUUUAUCAAGUGGUGAACUCUCCACCAAUACAGAAAUUUACGGAUCAAACACAAAUACUUUUGUCUUGCAAGGUAAUGAAACAGUUGAAUUGAUUUUAAACAAUCAUGAUCCUGGUAAACAUGCAUUCCAUUUACACGGCCACAAUUUCCAAGUCAUUUCACGAAGUCCUGGUACUGAUGACGAAGAGAACCCAGUUAAAUUUGAUCCCAAUAAUGAUACAAUGACUGGUUAUCCUGAAUAUCCCAUGAUUCGUGAUACAGUUGAAGUCAACUCCAACGGAUACUUUGUCUUGCGUUUCAAAGCUGAUAAUCCUGGUGUUUGGUUCUUCCAUUGUCACGUUGAUUGGCAUUUAGAGCAAGGUUUGGCAUUAGUCUUGGUCGAAGCACCAGAAGAAAUCCAAGCCCAUCAAAAACACAUAAGCCAUAAUCAUGUCCAAGUGUGCAGAAAUGUCAGUGUACCAGUCCAAGGUAAUGCGGCUGCUAAUAUGGAUUUCUUGGAUUUAACGGGACAAAAUUUGCAACAACCGCCGUUACCAGAAGGAUUUACUGCCAAGGGAUACAUUGCCAUGGCAUUGUGUACUUUGAUUGCAAUUUAUGGAAUUUGGUCGAUAUACAAAUAUGGAAUUGAAGAUGUAAAUAAAGAUAAUUCUGCUGAAGUUAUUGAACGGUUAUAUAAAAUACUUGAUGAGCACGAUGGUGGGAGGUAG
Molecule: messenger RNA, 1845 nt
Organism: Lodderomyces orthopsilosis Co 90-125
Lineage: Eukaryota; Fungi; Ascomycota; Pichiomycetes; Serinales; Debaryomycetaceae
Gene: FET33
Product: putative oxidoreductase
Exons: 1
Coding region: 1-1845 (614 amino acids)
Biological process (GO): cellular response to iron ion starvation; reductive iron assimilation
Molecular function (GO): copper ion binding; ferroxidase activity
Source: RefSeq, a predicted model, not a curated record